UCUAUUAAGUCGAAAUCAGUUCGGUUUUUCAACUUUCCUCAGAGAAUUUUACGAGUAUGGAGCUACCUAACUGUAUUCUUGAAAUCAUAUGCAAAUCAGAUCCAACAUCUAUAGCAACAGUAGCAUCAAAACUAAUCAACAGAGAGUGUGAAGGACUGUGCAAAAGAGGAACUGGUAGUAUUUUCCAAGAUACAAGUUAUAAAGGUUUAUUCGACUUCACGUGGGACCACUUUCACAAGGAAAUUCAAAUCCAGGCUCCUAACAAGAUUAUCUCGGCAACGGUUUGCAAUCCUACAAUUACACCCACGCCAAAGAAACAGCUCUGCAUACUUCAUACUUUUGCGUCAGGAGUUCAUGGAAGAUUCCAAGAAACGUCUAAUCUACACCAGAUAGGACUGAUUUUGGCAUAUGGAGGAUGUACAGUCAGGGUACAUAUCUUAUCAUUAGAUUACUUUGUAAUGUUUCCAGUGCCAUGAUUGAAAGCAAACAAAGUGUUGUAUUAAAUAUUGAUAUACAUUAUAUGCAUAAUGCUAUAAUAAUGUGCAUCCAUGCAAACAAUCAGCUACAUGUCUAAUUAAGAGAGUAACAAAACCACAAAAGUUUAUCUAAGACUAACUAUCAGAUUUUAAAAAUGUUAUGAGUAAUUAAACAUUAACUAUUGUACGAUAUUGAGAGACUGUCCAAGAUAGGUAUCUGUCAUCACCACGCUCCAUCCAGAACAAACUUUCGUCGUGGGAAGAACACCUUGAUAGCGAGAUACUGAGUUUGAAAGAGAAAUGGGCAAAUGGAGAUGAACAGAAGUAUCAGUUAAUUGGAGAUAACUGUUGUUGAUAGGAUUACCCCUACACCACAUGAAGCAGGAAAAAGACUUUCUAUCAGUGAUUACAUACCAUCCCUGAAAGAACAAGAAAUCUUAAUCCAGGGAUUAACUUUUCUGGUUGCAACAUCAGUUGUCCAGAAUUUAGAACAGACCAACAAAGCCAUGGCUGACUUAUAUCCUAUGCAUUUGCAGCAUGAUCACAGCGAUAAAGUUGGCAUGAAAACUCAACAGUUUCCUUUGGGUCUUUUUGACUGCAAUGAGACAAAGAAUCAAGAGGUGAUCCAGCUGUUGAAGUUUUUGACAGAGAAAUAUGUACCCCUUGAUGGUAAUGAAGUAAUUGAUGAAGUCUUCAUUGGAGGAGACAGGUUAACAGAUGAGCGUGUUCAAGGAGCGCAACGAGCAAUGGAAAAUGCAGAAACUUCCAAGGGAAAACUACAAGGUUUUAUAUCAAAGAUUGAGGAUUGGCAUCGCAUGAUGAAUUUUCUUGAGGAAAUGAAUGUAGAGGAUGAAGAUCAAUUGUUACCAAGUGAUUUUCAAGAGAAGACUGAUGAAGACAAAAUCAGUUGGCUGAAUGAAAUCUGCUGCAGGAUUGUGAAGAAGUACAUGUUUGAAAACAACGAAGACAUGCUCGAACAACUUAGGAGUGUGCUUGAUGAUCCAGACCACAUUGAGAACUACUUUGUAGCAAGUGAUAACGAUGAUCGAUUUCACUGUCACUUCUGCCCAAAAUCCUUUGUACAACUGAACAGCGUAAAAUUGCAUGAGAAACUUCUUCAUCAACAUACUGUGACAAGUAAGACAUCUAGGAAAAGUAAUCCAGAAAAUGAGGAUCAGCUCUACAACCACAUUAUGCUGAUCUUCAAAUUUGUGUGCUUACUGAAAAACCUGGAUAUUUCAAUAGAUAUGGGAGAUGGGGCAAGAUCAGUUCGCUCUGCAAAGUAUGAAUUGCCAAUCUUCAAUAAAACCAACAAAACAAAAUACGCCAUAAGAUGUGUUCAUCUAACAACUCUAACAGAAGAAACGUUAUCGAGUGAACAAAGCCAGAAGUUAAUUUACAACAAAAGCAUUAAUAUUCAGGGAGGCAAGAACAACAAUCUGGCUCUAGACGAGUACCUAGAAAUGCUGAACAGAGACGGCAAAGAACUUGUGAAGGGUCAUUAAACCAAAACAAGCAUUAUAUCUCAUUCUAAAGAAUUUCCACAUCUCAUUAAUUUUGCAAACCAGUUUGACAUUAUUUCUCAGAUUAAAAGACGAAAAGGCUUUCAUCGUCUCCCAGAAUACAAGGCCGACGUACGCAAUUAGGUUCCAAGAAGAUUUUAUUGAUGUAUUCUAUUUAUAUCACUAAGUAAAAAUU
Molecule: messenger RNA, 2174 nt
Organism: Magallana angulata
Lineage: Eukaryota; Metazoa; Mollusca; Bivalvia; Ostreida; Ostreidae
Exons: 5
Coding region: 983-1981 (332 amino acids)
Source: RefSeq, a predicted model, not a curated record